This is a messenger RNA of Pseudopipra pipra, 894 nucleotides long. RefSeq names its product arylamine N-acetyltransferase, liver isozyme-like. The record is from RefSeq and is a predicted model, not a curated record. Lineage: Eukaryota; Metazoa; Chordata; Aves; Passeriformes; Pipridae. Gene Ontology annotation, molecular function: arylamine N-acetyltransferase activity. Bases 1 to 894 code for a protein of 297 amino acids. The transcript has a single exon.
AUGAACAUUCAAGAGUAUUUCGGAAGAAUAUCUUACAACAAGCCCCACAAGGAUGCAGACUUGCAAACCUUAAAAGCCAUCUUCCAGCAUCACAUCCAGGCCAUUCCUUUUGAGAACCUCAGCAUGCACUGCGGGGAGACCAUCGAACUGGAUUUACAGUCCAUUUACAAUAAGAUCGUGCGAAAGAAACGUGGUGGAUGGUGCCUGGAAACCAACUACCUUUUAUUUUGGGCCUUGCAAGAAUUAGGGUAUGACGUCUGCAUUCUUGGUGCGAAUAGCUAUGACCCAGCAGAGAGGGCAUACACUGCUGAGAUGAACCAUAUCCUGCUGAAGGUGGUGAUCCAGGGAAAUUCCUACAUCCUGGAUGCUGGUUUUGGUGGUGCCUACCAGAUGUGGCAGCCACUGAGGCUGAUUUCUGGGAAGGAUCAACCCCAGGUCCCUGGAAUCUUCCGCUUCCUGGAAGACAAUGGCACCUGGUACUUUGAGAAAGUCAAAAGGAAGCAUUAUAUUCCUGAGCAAAGUGAGACUCCUUACUUCACUGACACUCCAGGAUUGGGGAACAUCAGAAAAAUACAUAGAUUCACUCUUGAGCCACGACAUAUAAAUGACUUUCAGGAGUUAAACACAUACCUACAAGUGUCUCCAGAUAACAUACUUCGGAAGAAGUCACUCUGCAGUCUCCAGACCACUGAAGGGCUCAUUGGCUUAGUUGGAUGGACCUUGACUGAGAUGAAGUAUAAUUACACAGAGGACAUGGACCUGGUGCACAUCACAACUCUUACAGAUGAAGAGCUUGAGAAGACACUGAAAGAUAAAUUCAAUAUAGUGCUGGAGAACAAACUUGUACCAGUAAAUGUCCGUGGCUUGCCACCUAAUUUAGUGGAUAAGAUCUAA